This is a messenger RNA of Acipenser ruthenus (sterlet), 1729 nucleotides long. RefSeq names its product suppressor of cytokine signaling 2 (gene socs2). Gene Ontology annotation, cellular component: phosphatidylinositol 3-kinase complex. Gene Ontology annotation, biological process: intracellular signal transduction; phosphatidylinositol phosphate biosynthetic process. The transcript has 3 exons. Bases 703 to 1290 code for a protein of 195 amino acids. NCBI's taxonomy places the organism in Eukaryota, Metazoa, Chordata, Actinopteri, Acipenseriformes, Acipenseridae. Gene Ontology annotation, molecular function: 1-phosphatidylinositol-3-kinase regulator activity. The record is from RefSeq and is a predicted model, not a curated record.
UUCCUAGAAAGUGGCCUUUGUAUUUAGCAGCAGGCUGAGCUGUUUUUCACGAACUUGAUCUUAAACACUACAAAUGCAACGAGAUUCGGCACUGGAAACACAUAACCAGCCAAUAUCCUCCGUACCCGAAUUCAUUUUUGUAAAAUAAAUAAAUAAAUAAAUAAAUAUAAAUAUAUAUACACACACACAUAUAUAUUGUUGACUUGCAGUCAAAUUACGCGUCCCAGUGUAUGAGUACUAAUAUUUCUGCUGUAGUAAUCCGAUAAGGUUAUACGAAAGCUAUUUCUGUUUAACUAAAUUACGUAUUCGUGAAUCUCAACGUGUUAUGUUGCCAUCGAUUUAUUUAUUUAUUUUUAUUUUUUUGCAACAUUUUUCUGAAAUUUAAAUGGAUGUGUUUAGAAGCGUGCUGUUAAAUCGGCCUUCCGCAUUCCCCUUUGUUGGACAAGUCUCACUUUUCGAGUGAGUGAAAAUAUAUUUUUGACCUGGUGCAACUCUGCUCCGAAAACAUAAGAGAAACAAACACUUCUUAAUGGCUUGAUUUAACAUCUGCUCCUGGGUGCACAGGUGGAAGAAAAGAUAAAACUUGGGUGGCUACUAGGACUAAAUGAGUUGCCCUAAACUCAGUUAUUGUCAAAGGAUAUACAGACAUCGAUUUAUUUCAGUAUUUGUUGGAUGCAAGAAGUGGAUUCCUAGGAGUUUCAAAUGACCGGCCUUUCAUCAGAUUCCACAGAAACCAUAGCGAACGAGAGGAGUUCAGAAACGGAAUCCAGACCUGGAGAUUCAGAUCAGAACCGCAUUGCAGUCGCCACGGGGGAACUGAAAAAAGCAGGUUGGUACUGGGGUAAUCUGACAGCCAAUGAAGCCAAAGAGAUAUUGCAGGACACCACUGAGGGAACCUUCCUAGUCAGGGACAGCUCGCAGCAGGACUACCUGUUCACCAUUUCUGCAAAAACUUCAGUGGGACCAACCAACUUGCGCAUCGAGUACAGAGAUGGCAAGUUCAGGCUGGACUCUGUUUUGUUCAUCAAACCCAGACUCAAGCAGUUUGACACUGUGGUGCCUCUUGUAGAACAUUAUGUGUAUCUGUCCAGGAUUUCUAAAAGCUCUGAGUCGGCAUCACCACCCAACGGCACAGUGCAACUCUUGUUGACCAAGCCUGUUUAUGCUUCAACUCCAGCUCUGCAGCAUCUCUGCAGAAUCUCCAUUAACAAGGCUACCAAGAGGAUUGAGGAACUGCCUUUACCAAACAGGAUCAAAAAUUACUUGACAGAGUACACUUAUCAUGUGUGAGAGCCAUGUUCCAGUACAGUAUGUGCAAUAAGAAAAGCGUCUAAUACAUAAACCACUUUUGUAUUGUACUCGAUUACCCAGAGACUUGACAUAUGGUGACCCAUUUUUUCCCAUAAUAAAUGCACUUUAAGUAUGCAAUUUGCAAAAUAGAAGAUGAAAAAAUGAAGAAAUAUUUUAUAAAACUAAAAAGUAUAUCGCUUUAACUAAUAGUUUUGAAAUAAAAUAUAAAAAAGUACAUAUGCUUACUUCUGACGUUUCUGUUUUGUGGUUUGUUGAUUAGAGCGACAGCUCUGCUGAGUCAGUGGAGAUAUUACAGCAGCUACGAUGCUUGCUAUGUACAUUUUACUAAUUUGUUUUUAUAAUUGUAACGGCUGUACCAGAUUACUGGAUGUAUUUAGAUGGUAUCGUUUCCCUCUGCUGCCCCCCCCCCCCCCCCCCC